UGUAACGGAUCAGAAACCAGUAUCGCUGACUGUCCAUUCGGAGGAUGGGGAGUGUUUUCUUCUCCGUAUUAUUAUAACUACCAAACAACCGUUUUCGUGGGUUGUACGGGACAAAAAGAUAUGGAUGAGUUUGCUGUACGACUGACGGACGGAUUUUCCAACUCUUCUGGUCGUGUGGAGGUGUUCUAUGACCGACAGUGGGGAACAAUUUGUAAUACUUACUGGGAUUAUUAAUGAUGCAGCAGUAGUCUGUCGGAUGCUUGGAUACAGUAAUACUAUCGACUACAAUCUUCGCGCUUUCCCACGUGGUUCGGGAAUGGUGUGGAUGAAUUUUCUCCAGUGUUACGGAACAGAAUCAACACUCUAUGAGUGCAGAUUUGUCGGAUGGGGAUCUACCUGUAAUCACGAGUAUGAUGUUGGUGUCUUCUGUUUUAACAAUACAGAUGAUUCGGAAGUGGCAGUCCGUCUGAUGGAGGUAGACGGAUAUCACAACAGGUCAGGCAGAGUGGAGGUUUUCUAUGCGGGCCUAUGGGGAUAUAUCCGAUAUAAUGACUGGGACGAUAAGGAUGCUGAUGUUGUAUGCAGGAUGCUGGGAUAUAGUACGGGAAAAGGACGUUCCGUGGCACACUAUAUGGAUCUUCCAUACCUCAAACACCCUAUCUGGAUGGACAAGGUCCGGUGUAAUGGUUCAGAGGACACAAUCGCCGACUGUCCAUUUGAUGGAUGGGGAUCGUCUUACUUAUCAACUAUCUUGACGAGCGCCUUCGUUUCCUGUCUAAGCCAAUCUGAUGUGGACGAGUUUGCUGUACGACUGACUGACGGAUUUUCCAACUCUUCUGGUCGUGUGGAGGUGUUCUAUGACGGACAGUGGGGAACAAUUUGUAGUGGUUACUGGGAUGAUACUGAUGCAGAAGUAGUCUGUCGGAUACUUGGAUACAGUAACUAUAUCAACUACCAAUACGACGCUUUCCCACGUGGUUCGGGAAUGGUGUGGAUGAAUUCUAUCCAGUGUUCAGGAACAGAAACGACACUCUAUGAGUGUGGAUAUAACGGAUGGGGCUCUAACUGUAAUCAUUACUAUGAUGUUGGUGUCUUCUGUUUUAACAAUACAGACGGUUCUGAGGUGGCAGUCCGUCUGAUGGAGGUAGACGGAUAUCACAACAGGUCAGGCAGAGUGGAGGUUUUCUAUGCAGGUCUAUGGGGAUAUAUCGGGUAUAAUUCCUGGGACGAUAAAGAUGCUGAUGUUGUAUGCAGGAUGCUGGGAUAUAGUACGGGAAAAGGACGUUCCGUGACACACUACAUUGAUCUUCAAUACCUCCAACACCCUACCUGGAUGAACAAUGUCCGGUGUAAUGGUUCAGAGGACACAAUCGCCGACUGUCCAUUUGAUGGAUGGGGAUCGUCCUACUAUUCAAGCAGGCUGUCCACUGCCUUCGUCUCCUGUCUAAGCCAAUCUGAUGUGGACGAGUUUGCUGUACGACUGACAGACGGAUUUUCCAACUCUUCUGGUCGUGUGGAGGUGUUCUAUGACCGACAGUGGGGAACAAUUUGUCGUGAUAGCUGGGAUGAUACUGAUGCAGCAGUAGUCUGUCGUAUGCUUGGAUACAGUAACUAUAUCAACUACCUUUACUACGCUUUCCCACGUGGUUCGGGAAUGGUGUGGAUGAAUUCUAUCCAGUGUUCAGGAACAGAAACGACACUCUAUGAGUGUGGAUAUAACGGAUGGGGCUCUAACUGUAAUCAUUACUAUGAUGUUGGUGUCUUCUGUUUUAACAAUACAGACGGUUCUGAGGUGGCAGUCCGUCUGAUGGAGGUAGACGGAUAUCACAACAGGUCAGGCAGAGUGGAGGUUUUCUAUGCAGGUCUAUGGGGAUAUAUCGGAUAUAGUUCCUGGGACGAUAAGGACGCUGAUGUUGUAUGCAGGAUGCUGGGAUAUAGUACGGGAAAAGGACGUUCCGUGACACACUACAUUGAUCUUCAAUACCUCCAACACCCUACCUGGAUGAACAAUGUCCGGUGUAAUGGUUCAGAGGACACAAUCGCCGACUGUCCAUUUGAUGGAUGGGGAUCGUCCUACUAUUCAAGCAGUCUGUCCACUGCCUUCGUCUCCUGUCUAAGCCAAUCUGAUGUGGACGAGUUUGCUGUACGACUGACGGACGGAUUUUCCAACUCUUCUGGUCGUGUGGAGGUGUUCUAUGACCGACAGUGGGGAACAAUUUGUCGUGAUAGCUGGGAUGAUACUGAUGCAGCAGUAGUCUGUCGGAUACUUGGAUACAGUAACUAUAUCAACUACCGUAACUACGCUUUCUCACGUGGUUCGGGAAUGGUGUGGAUGAAUUAUAUCCGGUGUUCAGGAACAGAAACGACACUCUAUGAGUGUGGAUAUAACGGAUGGGGAUCUAACUGUAAUCAUCAGUAUGAUGUUGGUGUCUUCUGUUUUAACAAUACAGACGGUUCUGAGGUGGCAGUCCGUCUGAUGGAGGUAGACGGAUAUCACAACAGGUCAGGCAGAGUGGAGGUUUUCUAUGCAGGUCUAUGGGGAUAUAUCGGGUAUAGUUCAUGGGAUGAUAAAGAUGCUGAUGUUGUAUGCAGGAUGCUGGGAUAUAGGUGUAAUGGUUCAGAGGACACAAUCGCCGACUGUCCAUUUGAUGGAUGGGGAUCGUCCUACUAUUCAAGCAGGCUGUCCACUGCCUUCGUCUCCUGUCUAAGCCAAUCUGAUGUGGACGAGUUUUCUGUACGACUGACGGACGGAUUUUCCAACUCUUCUGGUCGUGUGGAGGUGUUCUAUGACAGACAGUGGGGAACAAUUUGUCGUGAUAGCUGGGAUGAUACUGAUGCAGCAGUAGUCUGUCGUAUACUUGGAUACAGUAACUAUAUCAACUACCGUAACUACGCUUUCCCACGUGGUUCUGGAAUGGUGUGGAUGAAUUCUAUCCAGUGUUCAGGAACAGAAACGACACUCUAUGAGUGUGGAUAUAACGGAUGGGGAUCUACCUGUAAUCACGAGUAUGAUGUUGGUGUCUUCUGUUUUAACAAUACAGACGGUUCUGAGGUGAAAGUCCGUCUGAUGGAGGUAGACGGAUAUCACAACAGGUCAGGCAGAGUGGAGGUUUUCUAUGCGGGGCUAUGGGGAUAUGUCUUACAUAAUUACUGGGACGAUAAGGAUGCUGAUGUUGUAUGUAAGAUGCUGGGAUACAAAAUUAUAAAUGGAAAUUGGCAAUUCCUACGGGGAAAAGGACGUUUCGUGACACACUACAUAGAUCUUCAACACCUCCAACACCCUACCUGGAUGAACAAUGUCCAGUGUAAUGGUUCAGAGGACACAAUCGCCGACUGUUCGUUUGCUGGAUGGGGAUCGUCCUACAUUUCAAACAGGCUGUCGACUGCCUUCGUUUCCUGUCUAAGCCAAUCUGAUGUCGAUGAGCAUGCCGUCCGAUUGGUGGGAGGGUUUUCCAACAGCUCUGGUCGCGUGGAGGUGUUCUACGCCGGAGAGUGGGGAGCCGUAUGUGACAAUUCCUGGGACAACAAUGACGCUCAAGUUGUCUGUCGAAUGCUUGGGUACAGACGAGGAUCUGCUUACGGCUUUGGCGUCUUCGGUAAAGGAACUGGAAUGACGUGGAUGAGAGAUGUCAGGUGUUCUGGAUCAGAAUCAGAACUGUUCCAUUGUUCCUUCGAUGGAUGGGGGUCUACAUGUUCCCAUGACUACGAUGUCGGGGUCGUCUGCUUCAAUGACUCCGAUAUUUCAGAGGUGAAGUUCCGCUUGGUGGAAGCUGAUGGGUAUAAUAAAAGCUCUGGAUGGAUAGAGGUGUUCUACGGAGGUUAUUGGGGAUACGUAGGAUCAAAUAAUUGGCACGUGAAUGACGCCCAUGUCGCGUGCAGGAUGUUCGGAUAUAGCACCGGUUCCGCAAGUUACUACGAAUGCCGAUUUAAUAGCUUUGAACGUCCGAAACCUACUUGGAUGGACUCUGUGGAAUGUAUCGGAUCAGAAACUAGCCUCGCCGAGUGUGCCUUUGAUGGAUGGGGAGUGUAUUAUGGAGCCGGGAAUUCCUAUCAGAGUUGUGCCUUCGUUAAAUGUACCGGUCUCCUAGCAACCACUGCUUCGCCUUCAACCACUACGUUACCUACCACUGUUAGGCAACAGUCUACAACCAACCUUCCCACAGGAAUACGACUGGUGGACGGGUUUUCCGUCACUUCCGGUCGCGUGGAAGUGUUCCAGAAUAAUCAGUGGACUUCAGUUUGUGAUGACUUUUGGGACAGAGAAGAUGCUAAAGUCGUCUGCAGGAUGCUGGGAUACAGUCAUGGAGCGCCAUAUACCGAUGCGGCUUUCGGACAAGGUUCCGGUCCGGUUUUGGUUCGAAAUGUUAAUUGCUCCGGUUCGGAGUCGGAACUAGACCAAUGUCCUUUGGGUAGCGGAACUUCGUCCUGUGACCACACAGAAGAUGUCGGUGUUGUUUGUUUUAAUUCAGAAGAUAUCACCUCACUGGACGUGAGAGUGACGGACGUGACACCUGGUGGACAGGGACGGGUUGAAGUGUUCUACGCCGGGUACUGGGGAUAUAUAGGAGGCUGGUACUGGGACGACAAUGACGCCAGAGUCAUCUGUAGGAUGUUUGGUUACACAACUGGAAUAGCUAACACAGUGAGUCAUACCUUUGGCCUGUAUCAGCGUCAGCAGCCGACUUGGAUGGAUUUUGUCCAGUGUACAGGGUCAGAGGUAACUAUCGCCGACUGUCCGUUUGGUGGUUGGGGAGAGUUCCGAGGCGGGAGUAGUCAUGACCAGUUCACUGCUGCAGUUACCUGUCUGAAUGGUGAGUGUCAGAAAUUACUUCACUUCUGGGUGGUUUACUGACAAAGUUUUCAAUAUAUUCCUGCUAAUUGAUCUUUUUAAGGAUAAUAAAGAAUAUUCUAAAACUCUUAUAUCGACAAACAGAUGAUUGACGAAGCAGAAUAGAAUGAUGGAUAAAUCAGUAUAGCCAUAUAUGUACAAUAACGUACUUGUCAACAUUAUGAUUUUAAUGUCGUAGACAAUUUGCCUUAUUUUAUCAAUAUAAUUUCUGCACGUUGAUGAAAAUGUCAUAUGGAUAUAAUGCUGAUGCAUGCGAUACAUAAUAUUUAUUUUUUCUUUAUUUCAGCUGUAGUAUUGUUGAUAAUUAUUGUGACCUUCUGACCAUUCGGAACACGCUCGGCCUUUUGUCGUUCACGGAAAUGGCCGAGUAGUUACGAUUGACCUUCUGACAAGAAUAUUUCCACGACAUCUAACAUAAACACAGCACAUCUGCGCAUGCCCGGUCAAUCUGUCACACAAGAUACAUUCAGACUGACCGAUUCUUUAGUACACACAUCAUGUUGAGUUAUUUACAAUGUUGGUACUUUUUGAUGACUUUAUCAUCACUGAUGUCAUGUCUUGUGGUGUCCUUGAUGUGAUGUCCUGUAUAAUGUCAUGUCACGUGGUGUCUACGUAAACGUCUUGUAACGUCACUGUUAAUAUAACAAGCCCGUGAUGGUGUAUUACAUCAGAGCGGGUGGCACGUGUGUGUGAGCGUGUGGAAUAUAUAUCAUUAUAAUAACAUAUUAUGUUAUAAGAUGUUUUCCUUUCAUCCAAAAAGUGUAUUCUUCUUAUGUAUCGGCUCCAGAUAUAAGGUAAGCAUGGCAUUUUUUCAAAUUAUUUGAAAUCUAAAGGAAUAAAUGCUUUUUAUAAAUACAUGUAUCAUAAAUUUUCAUUUUGAUUAAAAUUUGAUGGUUAUUAAAAUAACCCACAACUAUGAAUUCUAAAUACACGUGUGUUAUCGUUAAAGUAUUUUUCUCUGCCGAUACUUCUUUUAUAACGGAAUGUGUUAAUAUUUACACAACUCUUUAUUCAUCCUAUGUAAAAAAAACUUCUUUUGUUAACACGCAGUAACAAUUGGUUUCAAUUUUAGCUGUUGACAAGUGGGAAAUUAAAAGUAACUAUGAUAGGUCUAAGCAGGCAGAAAAGAGCACACUCCGGCCUAUAUAUAUUGACACCGAGGUUUGAAGUGUGCCCACACGGUUAGAGUUUUCUACGUAAUCGACCUGUAUGGAAUUAUAGGCGAUAAGACUGUGAUGUGUACUUGAAGGACACAACCGUGUCAUACCAGUCGUAAAAAGAACGAGGAAUGGACCAGCCGUCCAGGAGGGGAUAGUGAAGUAGAGCAUUGGGAAGUUGACCUCUCUCUAUGACAGAGUUGCUGGCCGUGGAACCGAGACUUCUAACGUUACAAUUUCGGACUUAUUACAGAUGAUAGGUGUUACGAUACUACAUGACGAAUAUGAAGACCUGUCAAUAACCGAAAUAGUCAUUCGGAUGCCAGAAACCAGAACACCAUCUACAUCUCUAGAUUAUUUGUCGAAUUAGUGUUUCAUAUAGAAAGGUGUCUUAAAACAUUGACUCGAAUCUUGACGAUUAACAGCUACAGAGUAUUUAUUUUUAAAAAAGUAUAUGUAAGUUAAUUAUCCGAUUGUUAAAAUAUUUUUUUGUUUUUGUUUUUUGUUUGUUUGUUUUUUUUAUUUUAAAAACCCGAUUGCGAUACAAUAUGUCCUUUCAAUUACAUGCAUUUGGACAAUAUAUUUUAGGAAAAUUAUGUGUGUUAUCUGUUUUUGAUUAUAGACAAUAUCAGCUAUUGUUUCCGUAUUAAAAACAUAUGACCAU
Messenger RNA from Pecten maximus, 6670 nucleotides. Its product is annotated as deleted in malignant brain tumors 1 protein-like. Bases 188 to 4852 code for a protein of 1554 amino acids. Gene Ontology annotation, cellular component: membrane. The transcript is spliced from 33 exons. NCBI's taxonomy places the organism in Eukaryota, Metazoa, Mollusca, Bivalvia, Pectinida, Pectinidae. The record is from RefSeq and is a predicted model, not a curated record.